Messenger RNA from Chrysemys picta bellii (western painted turtle), 1985 nucleotides. The record is from RefSeq and is a predicted model, not a curated record. NCBI's taxonomy places the organism in Eukaryota, Metazoa, Chordata, Testudines, Emydidae.
GGGCACCGCUCUCCAUCUCUCCCCAGGAGGGAGCAGGACCCGCGUCCCCCCUGCAGUGCUGGCAGCUGGUGUUGAAUCAGACCCGCCAGGCCGGCCGGGACCACGGGGCCCUGAGCGAUAUUUACGCAGGGCCCCUGACGCUGCACCUGACCCAGCUCAGCGAGGAUCUGGGGCGCCUGGUCAAGAAGAGCCGAGACCUGGAGCAGCAGAUGCAGGACGAGCUGCUGACGAUGAUUUCUGAGCUGCAGAUGGUGAGUAUGGGGGUGGGGUGGGGCGGCAGCAGCGAGAUAUGGGGGGUGGGAACAGCCAUCGCCCCCUUUGCCCCCCAGGUGUCGGAGGUCCAGGCCGUGGGGUCCCUGCGCCCGGAGCUGCUGCUGCAGUGGCAGGCCAUCGAGACGCGGCUGAAGGACCUGAGCCUGGAGACCGAGGAGGUGAACAAGACGCUGCAGGCGACGCUGAGCAGCUUCCGGGAACUGCUGGGGGCGGAGGAGCCCGAGGUGCUGGAGGCGUUUGGGGGGCCGGGCUCGGCUGAGUCGCUGCGGGGGGCCAGUGCCGAGGGGCGCAGUGGGGCCAAGCGACGGGCCCAGCAGCUGGAGACAGAGACCUUCUACCUCACGAAGCUGGAGCUGUUCCUGACGCGACGGAGCAUCGGGGCGAAGUUACAGUCGAAGCUGGAGACGCUGGGCGAGGCCAUCGCGAAGGCAGCCGCUGAGGACGGAGAGGAGCUCAGGGCCCUUCCACGCGCCUCCCUCCCCCGCGUCCCGGCCGCGUUCGCCUCCUUCCCCACAGACCUGGAGGACUUUGUGCAGAAAUCUGGCCAGGCUGUCCCGCUGGUGGUGGAGAGCUGCAUCCGAUUCAUCACCCUGCACGGUCUCCAGCACGAGGGGAUCUUCCGGGUGCCGGGAUCCCAGAUGCGAGUGACUGAAAUCCGGGAGGCCUUCGAGAGAGGCGAGGACCCGCUGGCGGGUGGCUCCUACCCCCGGGACCUGGACUCGGUCGCCGGGCUCCUGAAGUCGUUUUUUCGGGGGCUGCAGAAGCCCCUUUUUCCGCCGGACGGUGCCGUGGGCGGGGGGCUCAGCCUCUGCCUUUCCCCCCCCCCCAGCGUGUCCCAGCACAGCGAGGAGAACAUGAUGAACCCCUACAAUCUGGCCGUCUGCUUCGGGCCCACGCUGGCGGCCGCCCCCCCCGGCCUGGACCCCGUCUCCACCCAGCCCCACGCCAACGAGGCCGUGAAGUGCCUGAUCCUGUACCCCGAGGCCACCUUCCCGCCCCCCGACCAGCUGCCCGGCCCCCUGUACGAGCGCUGCCUGGCGCCGCCCGACGAGGACGGGGAGACGAUGCCCCUGGACCCCGCGGCUGAGGAGAGCGAGGGGGAUGGGCCCCCCGAGACAUCGACUGUGGCCAGUGAGGAUGGCCCGCAGGGCCCCCCCGAGGCCGUGGCCCGGUUCUCCUACGAGGGGCGCUCGUCCCAGGAGCUCUCGUUCCAGCCGGGUGACCGGAUCCGGCUGCUGGCCAAGGCCUCCCCAGACUGGUGGCGUGGGGAGUGGGGGGGGGCCCGUGGCCUGGUUCCCCACAAGUACAUCAGCCUGAUCCCCAGCACCGGGAAAAGCCGGAGUCGCCGAACCUCGGGGUCGGACGGAGAUGCCGGGUCUCCCCCAGCUGAGCCGACACCAGAGUCAAUCAGCAGCAGGCUGCGGGUGAACUCGGAGGGCAGCCGGGGGCGCCAGCGACCUGGGACCAGCCCCAUCCGCAAACUGGCUUCUCCCUUCAUCGACUCGGGGCGUCUGCCUUUCCCCCUUCAGCCCCCCAGUGCCCCCCGGGCUGUCGACAGGACGGAGCGGGGGGCUCUGGGGGUUGGCCUCUCCGGCAGAGAGAAACAAGGGGCCCCGGAGAAGCACGUGGAGAUGGAUAAGGUAAGUUUUGGGGGAUGGUCGGUCCUUGGACGGAUCCGAUUCAACUUAUUCAUGCAACAAACUGGCAAAUGA